This is a messenger RNA of Conger conger (European conger), 1292 nucleotides long. It is a transcript of the gene nup37, whose product is annotated as nucleoporin 37. Bases 223 to 1200 code for a protein of 325 amino acids. Gene Ontology annotation, molecular function: protein binding. Lineage: Eukaryota; Metazoa; Chordata; Actinopteri; Anguilliformes; Congridae. The transcript is spliced from 11 exons. The record is from RefSeq and is a predicted model, not a curated record. Gene Ontology annotation, cellular component: nuclear pore outer ring.
UGCUAUUUUCAAGCAUGAAUUCCAGGCGCGCAUAAAUGGCUGUCUUGGUUGAACUAAUGCAAGCUACCAUACGAUGAUAUUUCAUGAACAAAAUAAGCAAUUAUUUAUUCAGAAUUAGAACCAAAAGGCUUGGUAUUCAGGUAUUUCCAGUUGCCCUGGGGCUUGUGGAUCGGAAGCAGGCUUUGUAUUGAACUGUGUGGUCGGGUGUGGUCAGGUGACGGCAUGAAGCAGGAGGAUGUGCGGGGGCCCAGCUACACGGUGCCGUGCGAGGACUACGUGCACACUGUGGAGUUCAGCCCGUUCCACAGCGGCUCCUCCUCCCUCCUGGCCUACGGGGGGAACCAGCACGUGGUGGUGGGAACCGUCCGCUUCCAGGAGGAAGACACAGAGGUGGAUGGAGUGGAGUUCACUAUUUUGCGAAUCUUUCAUCAUGGGCUACGUGUGGACACCCUUGCUUGGAGCCCUGAAACCCGACUGGACCAGCUUCCCCAGGUCAUCAGGUUCUGCACUGCCGGGGCUGACCGGAAACUCAGGCUUCUGACGUCCGACCUGCAGGACACACACAAAAUGAAGGUGAUGGAUGGCCACACUGAUUAUGUCAAUCAUUUGGUGUUUGAACCAACAGAGGGGAAACAGAUUGCUUCUGUCAGCGAUGACCACACUUGCAGGCUGUGGGCUUUGGAUGGGAGCCUGACCACCACCUUCCUGCUGCAGUCUCCUGGGAUGAGUGUGUGCUGGCACCCCGAGGAGAUCUUCAAGUUGAUGGUCGCUGAGAAGAACGGGAUUGUGCGUUUCUACGACCUGGUUACCCAGCAGGCCAUUCUGUCCCUGGACAGCGGGCAGAGUCCUCUCAUGUCUGCUGACUGGUGCCUCACCAACACCAUUAAGGUGGGCGCGGUGGCAGGAAAUGACUGGGUGAUCUGGGAUAUCACCCGCUCCAGUUACCCACAGGAGAAAAGACCUGUUCAUGUGGACCGAGCCCGCCUGUUCAGGUGGUCUAGAGCCAAUGAGAAUCUCUUCUCCACCACCGGGUGCCCUGGAAAGAUCAGCAGCCAGUUAUUGGUGCAUCACCUUGGUCACCCGCAGCCUGUGAUGAUUGGAACAUCCACUGUUGGGGCGGGGCUAAGCUGGCAUAGGACGCUUCCGCUGUGUGUGGUUGGUGGAGACCAGAAGCUGUCAUUUUGGGUGACCGAGAUGUAGACCUACGGAGAAAUGCUAUAGUUAGAAUUAGAGGACCAAAAUGUAUAAAUUAUACUGAUUUGUUUUUUCCAAUAAAGUGUUAUUUUCAGUAA